UGCUUUGAUGCUUUUGCUCCAGUGCCAGCAAAUGAAGCUGAAUGCAGCGUUCAAUAUUGAGCUCCGCUAGCGCGCACAGUGUGAAAUAGCAACGGACUUUUCAACCAAUCAGAAAGCACCUGUCAAACACGUGGUCCGCAAGGGUGCGUACCUUGGAAGUCAUCGUCAAAAUUUGCAAGCACUGGCAAGCACUGAGCAGGGAGGGAAGCAGGAAGUUUGUCGGUGAAAGUGUGAGAUUCGCCAUCGCCAUUCGUGCAAUUUUGUAGCGGUUUGUAGAGGUUGGCCAAAGAGCAACAGGCGAGAAGGGCUAGCGGGUGCAGGGUUAUCGGCAAGCUCAAAGCUAUCUUGGACUGAGUAAGAGGGCAACUCGUUGAGAGAAGGCGACCAUAAGUUUAUCUCAAGAUGGCCGCUGGUGCAGGCACCUUCCUCUCUCGUUUGGGCCAGCUGGGAGUGCUUGUAGGAAUUGGUGGGAGCGCUCUGCAAGCGUCCCUUUACACAGUUGAUGGAGGUGAGCGUGCGGUCAUCUUCGAUCGUCUCGUCGGAGUGAAGGACCAGACGGUGGGCGAGGGCACGCACUUCCUCAUCCCCGUACUGCAAAAGCCCUACAUCUUUGAAGUCCGCACACGCCCGCGCUCCAUCACCUCAGUCACCGGUACAAAAGAUCUUCAGAUGGUCAACCUGACGCUGCGCGUGCUCUCCAAGCCAGACGUAGACCGCCUGCCUCGCAUCUUCACAACGCUGGGCGUUGACUACGACGAGCGCGUGCUGCCGUCGAUCGGAAACGAAGUCCUCAAGGCCGUCGUGGCUCAGUUCAAUGCGGACCAGCUGCUGACGGAGCGUCCUUAUGUGUCCAAGCUGGUCCGUGAGAGCCUGGUCAUGCGGGCUAAGGACUUCAACAUUCUUCUUGACGACGUUGCUAUUACACACCUUUCUUUCGGGCAAGAGUUCUCACGAGCCAUUGAGGCGAAGCAAGUCGCCCAACAGGAGGCGGAGCGGUCGAAGUUCGUUGUCAUGAAGGCCGAGCAGGAGAAGCGCGCGGCUGUCAUCAGGGCGGAGGGAGAGAGCGAGGCAGCGCGACUGAUCUCAGAGGCUACCGCGAGCGCUGGUUCCGGCCUGAUUGAGCUGAGAAGAAUCGAGGCAGCCCGGGAGAUUGCGGGCACGCUCGCCCAGACGCCUAACGUGGCAUACCUGCCCAGCGGGGGGAACAUGCUGCUAGGGAUCAAUCCCGGGGCGCCUGAAAUGAUGAAGCGCACGACACGGUAGAAACAGGAUCAGCCGCGUGGAGAUUCUAUAGCUAUUGCUCUGACGAGCUUGUACAGCGGGAGGGUGCACGGCUUUCUUUUGAGGUGAAUAUACGAGCAUCAUGUUGGAGAGAGCAGUCGGAGUGUGCGUCGUCAACACUGUCAGUGGUUACAGCCAGCGUUCCUUUACAUUUUUUCGAGUAUUUGCAGUCCGACUGGAAUCAGUGGUCAGCUUGCCUCCUUGAGGUCGAUCUCUGCAGUCAGAUGAUGAUGUUCUCUUUCCAAACCUCGUAGCCACAUGGGCCCUAGGUUUCCAUUGCAUACACGGGAAUCGAUGUUUGAAUUUCGAACGUCUAGCUACCUUAGCAAAACGAUCAUUGCAUUCGCUAAAUCAGUCACCAAACCUAGUAUAACGACAGCUUACCCAAUCACAACUAAAUUGGCGGUGAUGAUAUUAUGCCCUUUCGUAAAUGGACAUCUGCAUAAAGGCUGGAACAAGGUUCUGUGAUCUGUAGCUAUCCAUGUCCUGUCGUUCAAUGUCCAUUCCCUCGCUG
Molecule: messenger RNA, 1795 nt
Organism: Klebsormidium nitens
Lineage: Eukaryota; Viridiplantae; Streptophyta; Klebsormidiophyceae; Klebsormidiales; Klebsormidiaceae
Source: the annotation of a GenBank genome assembly